Molecule: messenger RNA, 634 nt
Organism: Triticum dicoccoides
Lineage: Eukaryota; Viridiplantae; Streptophyta; Magnoliopsida; Poales; Poaceae
Product: disease resistance protein PIK6-NP-like
Exons: 2
Source: RefSeq, a predicted model, not a curated record
GAUUGUGUAUGCUUAAUCGCUCUGGGAGGGAGUUUUUCCUUGAGACCGAGGGCGUCUUGAUAGCCAUCCAGGUUGCUGCCGCCACAAAGUGUUGCCUGUAUCUGUCCGUCCUAAUGGAGGCCACGGCUCUCAGCAUUGGAAAGUCCGUGCUGGAUGGAGCGCUUGGUUACGCCAAAUCCGCUCUGGCGGAGGAGGUGGCUCUGCAACUUGGAGUCCGGCGUGACCAGGUCUUCAUCACCAAUGAGCUCGAGAUGAUGCAGGCUUUCCUCAUGACUGCCCAUGACGAGAGAUAUGAUGACGACAGGGUUGUCAAAGUGUGGGUGAAACAAGUCCGCGAUGUGGCCUAUGAUGUCGAGGACACCCUUCAAGAAUUUGCUGUUCGCCUUGAGAAGCAGUCCUGGUGGCGUAUCCGUCGCACACUGCUGGAUCGGCGCCGCGUGGCCAAGCAGAUGAAGGAGCUCAGAGCCAAUGUUGAGGAUGUUAGCCAGAGGAACAUGCGCUACCACCUCGUCAGAUCCAAGCCAGUGUUAACAGCUGCUGAGCAAUCUGCCAUCGCUUCUGCAACAUUGUUUGGCAUCGAUGGAGCGAGGAAUGCCACCAAAUACAAGAAAUCAAACGUGGAUCUUGCCCAGCU